AUGCACCAUGCACCGUGCAGCGAGCCCGGGCAAGGCGCGCGCGCCCCCGCAGCAUCCGAAGCAAAAAAACAACCCCCCCUCGUGGCUCCGCCCCCUCCUCCACGUGCUCCUGCUCCGACGACCCGCCAGCCAAUGGGGAGUCCGGAGGGCGGGGCUCCCCAGCCAAUGAGGAGCGCCCCCGGCCCGACAAACGGAGAAGCGGUCCCCACCCCAGUCCCCGCCGAGCCGGGCGCUCGUCCAAUCGGCGUCCGAGAGAGCGGGGGGGCGGGCGGCGUCGACCAACGGGGGCGCGGGGAGGGUAGAUUGACGUCCCCGGUGGCCUAUGGGCCUGAUUGUGUCCGGCCGGCGGAGGGGUCGCGGGGGGCGGCCACGGCGGUCCGUCGGCUCGGGAGCGGGGGAGGCGCCCACCCGUCCCGCCGUCCUGCCGUCCGUCCGUCCGUCCGUCCUUGCGUGCGUCCCUGA
Molecule: messenger RNA, 462 nt
Organism: Tachyglossus aculeatus (Australian echidna)
Lineage: Eukaryota; Metazoa; Chordata; Mammalia; Monotremata; Tachyglossidae
Product: forkhead box protein G1-like
Exons: 2
Coding region: 1-462 (153 amino acids)
Source: RefSeq, a predicted model, not a curated record